Messenger RNA from Dama dama (fallow deer), 1467 nucleotides. It is a transcript of the gene ADH1C, whose product is annotated as alcohol dehydrogenase 1C (class I), gamma polypeptide. The record is from RefSeq and is a predicted model, not a curated record. NCBI's taxonomy places the organism in Eukaryota, Metazoa, Chordata, Mammalia, Artiodactyla, Cervidae. Gene Ontology annotation, molecular function: zinc ion binding; all-trans-retinol dehydrogenase (NAD+) activity. The coding region runs from base 117 to 1244 and encodes 375 amino acids. The transcript is spliced from 9 exons. Gene Ontology annotation, cellular component: cytosol. Gene Ontology annotation, biological process: retinoic acid metabolic process; retinol metabolic process.
CAGGGUGCUUUCCAGGCACAUAAAAGUCUGUGCCAUCUAUCUCUUGGACAUAGCUAAUGGGGAAAAGCCUUUAAGUCUGUAAUUCACAUCUCCUGCCAGCAGAAAAAAGAAGAAACAUGAGCACAGCAGGAAAAGUAAUAAAAUGCAAAGCAGCUGUGCUGUGGGAGCUCAAUAAACCAUUUUCCAUCGAGGAGGUGGAGGUUGCACCCCCUAAGGCCCAUGAAGUUCGUAUUAAGAUGGUGGCCACAGGAAUCUGUCGCUCAGAUGACCAUGUGGUUAAUGGAUCUCUGGUCACACGUCUUCCUGUGGUCUUAGGCCAUGAGGCAGCCGGCAUUGUGGAGAGUGUUGGAGAAGGGGUGACCUCAGUAAAACCAGGUGAUAAAGUCAUCCCACUCUUUGUUCCCCAGUGUGGAAAGUGCGAUGUUUGUAAACACCCGGAAGCCAACCUCUGCCUGAAACACGACCUGAACGGGCCUCAGGGGACCCUUCACGAUGGUACCUGCAGGUUCACCUGCAGGGGGAAGCCCAUCCACCACUUCCUCGGCACCAGCACCUUCACCCAGUACACAGUGGUGGAUGAGAUGUCAGUGGCCAAGAUCCAUGCAGACUCACCGCUGGAGAAAGUCUGCCUCAUUGGCUGUGGAUUUUCUACUGGUUAUGGGUCUGCGGUCAAAGUUGCCAAGGUCAGCCAGGGCUCCACCUGUGCCGUGUUUGGCCUUGGAGGGGUUGGCCUGUCUGUUAUCAUGGGCUGCAAAGCAGCCGGAGCAGCCAGGAUCAUUGCAGUGGACAUCAACAAAGACAAAUUUGCAAGGGCCAAACAGGCAGGUGCCACUGAGUGCAUCAACCCUCGGGACUACGAGAAACCCAUCGAGGAGGUGCUGAAAGAAGUGAGUGGUGGAGGUGUGGAUUUUUCAUUUGAAGUCAUCGGUCGGCUUGACACCAUGAUGUCUGCCUUGUUGUGCUGUCAAGAAGCAUAUGGCGUAAGCAUCAUUGUAGGAGUACCUCCUAAUGCUCAAAAUAUCUCUAUGAACCCCAUGUUGUUGUUGACUGGACGUACCUGGAAAGGAGCUGUUUUUGGAGGCUUCAAAAGUAAAGAAUCUGUCCCCAAACUUGUGACUGAUUUCAUGGCUAAGAAGUUUUCACUGGAUCAAUUAAUUACCCAUGUUUUACCAUUUGAAAAAAUAAAUGAAGGAUUUGACCUGCUUCGCUCUGGGAAGAGUGUCCGCACCAUCCUGACAUUUUGAGACCAUACACACACCUUCACUUGUAGCAGUCUUCUGCCUCCUCUAUCAUCUGAAACAUCAGCCAAACAUCAAUAAUUCUGUUCUUCAGAAGUACUACCAAUAAAUUGCACAUGGGAGCUUUCCAAAAGAAAUAAAAAUUAAUGUGAAAUCAUUUUUCAAGCAAAUUUUUAAAAUGUAAGUGAGAGCUAGAUAAACCGUCACAUGUGUAAUUGAGUCUAAUAAA